Messenger RNA from Rotaria sordida, 390 nucleotides. NCBI's taxonomy places the organism in Eukaryota, Metazoa, Rotifera, Eurotatoria, Philodinida, Philodinidae. The record is from the annotation of a GenBank genome assembly.
AUGCUUAGAGUUGAAGGUAAAAAAAUAAACGAUAUAAUCGGAUUUCAUGGAUUCUACCCUGGAUAUUAUGUAAGUUUUAUCUUAGCAGCAUUUCAAACUUAUGCUGGUCGUGGUAUUCGACGACAAAUACGUCCAUAUUUUCAAAAGAAUCAAACUACAAAAUAUAUUUAUGCAUGUAUAACAUGGUUAGGUACCCAAAUAGGAUUAUAUUUUAUUGUAACACCAUUUAUUUUAUUGGAAAUUCGAAAAGCUUGGUAUUUUUAUAAAUCAUGGUAUUUUAUAGUACCAAUUGUUUCAAUUAUUCUUGCAUUAGUAUUAAAUGGUGCAAGUUCAAAACCUAAGAAAAAACAAAAAUCAUCACAAGGAAAAGAAAGAAAAACAUCAAAUUAA